CGCAAACAGAUAAAUUCAGUUCAUCGGCGAGGAAAUUGAGCAAGUACCAUCGAUCGAGCUGCCAUGACCGCGAUGACUAUGGAUGUGUCUUCUCCCUCCAAGAAAGGAGGCCUACGGGGGCCGCGCCCGAAGGCGCUGAAGGUUUCGUCUUCGCCGUCACCAACUUCGAGGCCGUCGACCAAGAAGAACAGCGCCAGCGAUGGCGGCGCCGCGCCAGUGAUCGUGUACGAGCACACGCCCAAGGUCGUGCACGCGCGCCCGCAUGAAUUCAUGACCGUGGUGCAGCGCCUGACGGGCAUGCGGCCGGCGUCAUCGCUGGUGCCGUCGCCUGGGUACGACAUCCACGUAGCUCCGGUAGAGGAGGGGCCAGGAGGAGGAGACCCAUUGCUGCUCACCCUCGGGCAGCAUAAUGCGCCGCCGGCCAUGUCGGCGGGGCAGCUCAUGUUCCCCGGUGGAUUCUUCUUCUCCCCCAACACCAUGCAGUACAUCCAGGAUCUCAGCCCCAUGUUCUAAAUUUCUAAUCAACCAGGAAUCAAACCAAGGUGGUCUAUAAGAUUAUACAAAAUUAACAUGUAAAUACAAAUCAGGUAGCUAGGGAUGGUGCAGAAAGUGCAUGCCAGUUUGAGCUGUUGGGCUGUUUGUUCGGAAGUUUACACGAGAUUGAUCGAGCGAUUGAAA
Molecule: messenger RNA, 678 nt
Organism: Lolium perenne
Lineage: Eukaryota; Viridiplantae; Streptophyta; Magnoliopsida; Poales; Poaceae
Source: RefSeq, a predicted model, not a curated record